AUGCGAGAUUGGAAAUUGUACAAAGAAGUAUUGAGCAUGAUCAUUGAUGGGUGGUCCCAAGGGGAUUUUAAUGAGAUCAUUAGACAAGAUCAGAAGGUGGGAGGUGGAAUUAGGCCUCACAAUCAAAUGCAAUUUUUUAGAGAAGUAAUUGAUGAAUGUGGAUUUAUGGAUUUGGGAUAUGUAGGUCCUAAAUUCACAUGGGCUAGGCACUUUGAGAAUGGAAGCUCAAUAUGGGAAAGACUAGAUAGAGGAUUAGCCAUAAAUAGUUGGCUCUUAAAAUUUCCUGUCACGAAGGUUCACCAUUUACAUUGUCACUCAUUAGAUCAUAUCCCUCUCCACAUUAUCUUUUCGGGUUUGGAUCCUCACAAAAGAAAGAAGUUGUUUCGGUUUGAGGAAAUGUGGCUAUCCAAUCCGAGUUGUAAUGAGAUUGUUGAAGCCGUGUGGCAUAAUUCUAGUGUCACCGAAUCUAAUGAGGGAAUUUUACAAAGAGUAGAAAAGUGUGGUAGGGAUUUAAGUUGGUGGAAUAGGAAUGUAUUUGGGAAUGUGUGGAGGGAAUUGGAAAAAUUGAGGAUUUUACUCCUCAAGGCCGAAGGUGAGGCUGUCCUAAGUGGGGAUAAUGCUCGGGUUAGGCAGUUGAAGAAAGGGAUUGAAGUAUUAAGGGAUAGGGAGGCAACUAUGUGGGCCUAA
This is a messenger RNA of Quercus lobata, 687 nucleotides long. RefSeq lists its product as uncharacterized. The coding region runs from base 1 to 687 and encodes 228 amino acids. The transcript has 2 exons. The record is from RefSeq and is a predicted model, not a curated record. NCBI's taxonomy places the organism in Eukaryota, Viridiplantae, Streptophyta, Magnoliopsida, Fagales, Fagaceae.